AUGUAAAAUAAUGAUCUCUCAAACUCUCUUUACUUUUCCAAUCGGUCCUAAUUUAAAUAAAACAUUUAUCGUGGAUAUUUUAUGCUUAAGAAUACAAAUAUUAGUAUCCUCGAUACCAAGAAUAAAUUAAAAUAUGAAAACAAUCGUACGGAACUCAAUGAAUCUUUCUUCAUUUCUAACUCCUUAUAAUAAAUUUCAAAUAAAAGGCCUGCUGUUCACGAUAAUUUGUCAUACAUUGAAGAUUCAUAAGAACAAAAGAUUCUCAAAAAACCUUUGCAAGGACAUCAAUUCGCAGCAAAUUUAAAACCUGCUUUAAAACACUAAUAAAUAUUACCAUAACUAUCAACUACGCAAUAAGUUGUUAGUUUAAAACUAUUGAGUCGUUAAUAGAAGGUUAAACCAAUAAUUAAAUAAUAAAAGAGUUAGGAACAUAUUAUUUAAUUGAGAUAUCUGAACAAACAAUUUGAAGAAUUGUAAAAAGGAUUAAUUUUAAAAUGCCUUUAUCUUAGUACAAAUGAUCGUGAUUUAUCUAUUGAUAAAAUCGCAAUUAUGAAUUUUGAAAGUAUGUUUGUAACCAUUUUUUUAAGACUUUUUGAUUUAAUCAAGGAAAAACUUUUGGGAUUUCAGAAAUGAGAUGAAAAUUUGUCCUUCCUUUCUAAGAGGCAGCAUUUUUGAGUAAUGUGAAAGCCCAUAUUGUCCAUGUACAUUAAGAAAUGAUUUAAAAAAUACUUUAAAAAUGUAAAUUAAUUAUUUUAAUAUAAGUUUAUCUAAGACUUACUUGAUUGUAUUCUUAUUUAAUAGCUAAGCUUUUGCUCAAGUAUGGUAAAAAUAUUUAUUUUAUAAUGGAUUUUUUAUUGAUGCCAUGUAUUUGAGUAAAAAUCAAACAUAACCAUAGUAAUAACUUGGAGGAAUAAAAAUUAAUCAAAUUAUAAGAGAUUUUAGUAAAUUUAAAAUUACUAGAAUUCUUCAUUUUGACUCAGUAGAUAUGACAAACACAUUUCCUAAUAUUUCAGUUGAGCAAUUUCAAAAUAAAUUUGCAAUUUUAGAUACAAAUAUUGAAACAAUCUUAUUUUUAUUUUAAUAACUCUAAAAUCCUAAAUAAUUUGAUUCGAAACUCCUUUGUGAUAUUUGUGUAUCAUUCUAAAAUGAUCAUCGAUAUAUUGUUAGCAGAAAAUCAGUCACGAUACUACCUAUUGAUAUCAGUUAUGCAUAUAAUUAUUACUCAUUAUAAGAAAAAAUGUAGUAUGAUAAAUUAUAAAUUGUUCAUAAAUUAACUUUCGUCUAAGAAUAAUUAUAAUAAAAUAUAGAUUCAUUUGAUCUUACUCUUGUAGAAGAGGAAGAAGACUAAUUAAUAAAAUGGAUUGAUUAAACAAAUGAUAAAAUGUCAUAAUCAAUAAGAAGAGAAAAAUUCAAGGAAAAGACUCCUCUACUUCAAUAUACAAUAGGUGAUCUUAUUACAAGAAAUCAUAAAUUUAAAAAAAUAUAUUAUAAUUAUCCCGAGAAAUAAUUACUUAAAAAAUAAUCAAUGAUAAAUAAAAAAAUUGCUAGAUUGAGUUCAGAGAUUAUUGUCUAAAAGAAUAAAUUAAAAAAUUUAUUGUCAAUGAAUUGUUUUCUAUGUAUUGAAUGA
Messenger RNA from Paramecium sonneborni, 1627 nucleotides. The record is from the annotation of a GenBank genome assembly. NCBI's taxonomy places the organism in Eukaryota, Ciliophora, Oligohymenophorea, Peniculida, Parameciidae.